This is a messenger RNA of Sander lucioperca (pikeperch), 2399 nucleotides long. RefSeq names its product RAB32b, member RAS oncogene family (gene rab32b). The record is from RefSeq and is a predicted model, not a curated record. Gene Ontology annotation, cellular component: late endosome; trans-Golgi network; phagocytic vesicle. Gene Ontology annotation, molecular function: GTP binding; GTPase activity. Bases 1341 to 1997 code for a protein of 218 amino acids. Lineage: Eukaryota; Metazoa; Chordata; Actinopteri; Perciformes; Percidae. The transcript is spliced from 3 exons. Gene Ontology annotation, biological process: phagosome-lysosome fusion; endosome to lysosome transport.
UCUUAAUUAUCUUGGUAGCAACUCAUUUGGCAAUGGCUUGAAUGUAACGGAGGUUUAUUAAUAUCAAAAAGUUAUGCACUAAAGCUUUAAAAGUGGCAAGCUAUUUAUACACCUUCACAUGAGAUCACAUUGAAAACAGCAAGCCUGGCUCUGUCCAGAGAAGAAAUUCAUAAAUUGUAAUUCUUAGACUUUUUUGGAUUAAACAAAUAAUAUAAGGAUUUAAUUAGUGAGCUGUAGAGGUAUUAAUGUAGGCAUAUUUUGUGACCUUAGGGACAGAGCGAGGCUAGCUGUUUUCCCGUUUCCAGUCUUCAUGCUAAGCUAUGCUAACUACUGAUGGUAGCUUCAUGGUGUACAAUACAUGAGUGGUAUCAAUCUUGUUAUGAAACAUUUUGGCAAGAAAGCACAUUUCCCCAAAAUGUCCAACUUUUGCUUUAAGCUGGUAGAGCAGAAUCAAAAUGUUCUUCUUUGAUGAAAUUUAAAAUGUCGACAUUUCUUGUUGUAAAAAAACAAGCCAUUAUCUGUGAUUUUUUUUAUUUUUUAUUGAUACAGUAUGCCAAGCAAGUGCACCGACUGUAUCACGAAUGUAGCAGUGAACAAGUUCAAGUGCCACAUUUUCACUAAGAUUUUUUUCUUUUCUUUUGUACAUUUAUCUCAUUUCUAUGGUCUUGAAAUGAAAGCUAAAACUAUCGUAGUUUAAAAUUUGUAUUUUUUAUAAUUAGACAUCUGAUUUCAUAACUGCAUAGAUUUAUGUAUAAAAUAAACGACAUACAUAUGUUUUGUGAAUGUAUGAAUUGUGAAUCAUAUUUUGAUAUUCAGAUGAUAUCUAUAUGCAUUACAGUAUUAGAAAAAAACGAAUUAGCUGUGUAUGCCUCUAUUGUGUGAUUGGUUAUGUACAUCCAAUCUAUUUCCUAAAUAUUAAGAGCCUAUCAAAAACCGUACAAUGUGAUGAAGUGCUUCUGUUACCAUUAAUAAUAUUCUGAAUGAGCUACCUGCAGCCAGAUAUAUACACACAGUAUAAACUAAGUCUGCAAGUUUAAACAAAUAUGUAGGCUACUGUAGAGCAUUUAAAAGGAAACUUGUUUGAUUGGAGUAAAUUAAAUAUUUUUUAUGCUUUUGUCUCCUGUUUUUCAUUAGCUGACUCUGUAUUGGCCUUGCCUACUCCAGUACCAUGUUUUAAAUCAAAGGUCAAGGAUUUAUGGCUUUAGUUCGGAGGAAGAACUUCAAAACAGGAACACUAAGAAGUAGUCGUAAAGAGAAAGCGUAGGGUUGAGACAUCUGCAGUAAAUGCAGAUUAUGUAAGACCUUUGCUGUUUGUUUAUGGGCUAUAAAACGACCACAACAUGGCAGUACGUUCAGUGACACCAUGUACAGAAAAGCUGUUUAAAGUUUUAGUCAUUGGGGAUCUAAGUGUUGGGAAAAGCAGCAUUGUCUUGCGUUAUGUUAAUAAACGCUUUGAUGAAAGAUACAAAGCAUCUAUUGGAGUUGACUUUGCUCUAAAAACUAUUGAAUGGGAUGCAAAGACAGUGGUGAGGCUGCAGCUUUGGGACAUUGCAGGCCAGGAGAGGUUUAAGAAGAUGUCCAGAGUGUUCUACAAAGAGGCGAUGGGAGCAGUAGUGGUCUUUGACAUUACAAACAGCUCCACCUUGGAGGCUGCCUCAGAGUGGAAGCAGGACCUGGAUAGCAAAGUCUGUCUCGACAGCGGACGUCCGGUCCCUGCCGUCCUGCUGGCCAACAAAUGUGACAUGACAGGAAGGGACAGAGACUUGGUGUCCUCGCUGGACAGCUUCUGUAAAGACAACAGCUUCAUGGGCUGGUUUGAGACAUCUGCAAAGGACAAUAUAAAUAUUGACGAGGCAGGUGCCUUCCUUGUCAAACAAAUGAUGCUCUGCGACACCGGCCUGUCCAAUGAAGAGCACCACUGGGACAGGAUCAAAGUGAGCCAGGCUCCCGGGGAGAAUCAGAGCCAAUCAUUGUGCUGCUGGAGACCACGGCUCUGAGGCAAAGAGCCAAACAUCUGCAGCUACUGGUUAAACGCUCUAACAAGACCUGCUUUUGAUACCAAGUCAUGAAUCCACAGCCACUGCAUAGAAGCUAUUUGAGCUUGUGUUACAUAAUAGCCAGUAACUUUAUAUGCACAUUUCUGCCUCGCCAGGUUUUUUCAGUAAUGUGUGGACUGUGUGGGCUGCCUCAUAAACACCUCUGUGGAGACGAUUGAGCUAAUUUCUCUGAUGAUCCACUGAUACCGACAGGCUAAUAAAGUGAUCAGCAUGACAUACAUCCUGCUGGGAAAAGUCUGUGACGCUCAUUGCGUAACUAAGACUUGCUGGUGAUUGACCUAAAACUGUGAAACGGUCACAACUGCCAUUUUCCCAAACAACAAAAACAGCGAGAGAGAGAGA